This is a messenger RNA of Drosophila willistoni, 1035 nucleotides long. RefSeq lists its product as uncharacterized. The transcript has 2 exons. The coding region runs from base 156 to 932 and encodes 258 amino acids. The record is from RefSeq and is a predicted model, not a curated record. NCBI's taxonomy places the organism in Eukaryota, Metazoa, Arthropoda, Insecta, Diptera, Drosophilidae.
AUGUUGAACCUCAGUAUUAUUUAGUUUUGAUCAGAAAUAAGCUGAGCUAACAUAAAAUUUUUAGUGUACUAACAAAUUUAAAAAAAAAAAAAAAAACUUUUUUGAUUUCCUUUUUUUUCUCUUUUGUCUAAAUUAUUAGAUUGGAUUUUUGGAUUAUGGCCGAUUUGAAGGAAUGUUACAGCAGCGGAAACACCGCUAAGAACAACAGCGGCGAUGAGAAUUCGUUGAAAUUCAUGGGCGAUGAUGAAAACGAAAGUGAGCACACUCGACGUAUUUGCAUAUAUCUACACAAUUUGCAGAAUCGUUUGAAGCAGGGCGUAGCACAGCAUACUGAUCUCGUCCAGAAAUCUGUGCGUCUGCUCAAGGAGGUGAACGAUGUAUCCACCACACUGGCCCUGGCAAAAUCUGGGUCCAACAAUCAGAAGACCAAGAUUAAACGUCUCAUAAUGGAGUUUGAGAGCGGUUGUGCUACACCAGGGCAGGAGGAUUUAAUGGAGCUCCGAGAUUUGUUGGCCGAUUUCGAGAAACUCCAUGAAAAUCAACUGCUGCAGGAGAGCCUGCUGAAUUUUAAGCGAGCCGGUGACUCUUUUGAAAAGGUUUAUGCCUUUCUCGAGACCGUUGGCCUGGGAAACAAUACCUCGCCACAUCCCUCACCUCAGCCCAGUCAAUUGAUGACCACACAAAGCACUAAUCGCAGCUUGCGCGAGAGAAUCGAGGCUUUUAACAAGUCACUGGAACUGGGCACAAAUAUAUCGCAAGAUUUUGUUAGAUGCUUUAGCAGCCACUGUAGUCUGGAAAACAGUGAGAAAAUCACAUCGCAGUCAAAACUUCCAAAUAUUGGCUCACGUACCAAUUCCGGAUACGAGGGAGAUGUCGACAGUGAAAUUGAGCUGGCAGAGAAUGAGGCAUUAGCUGAAACUGAAAAGCAGUAGCCAUUCUCCAAAAAUGACGGAACUAUAAGUAUGAAAUUGUCUUGUAUUAUAAUGCUAAAUCUCUUAUAAAUCGGUGUAAAUAUAUUUAUAUGCCUAUAUAGUA